AGGGCUCCAUAUUCAUGAAGAUAGAGACAUGGACCUUGCUCAGUAGAUCUCUCCCCAAAAGGGGUGAGGGAGAAUCUGGCAUGAUCAGAAACUCGUGUGAAGAUAGCACAGAGUCCCAGUUACAGCUUAGAAGAUGACAGAAAUAAUAAAGUUUGGCUAAUCCAAACAGCCCCGUUAUGGAAGUGGAUCGGGGAGAAAGUGGGCCAGGGGCUUCAGUAAGCACAGAAUAAGCUGCCCUGGUGUCCAAAAGGAAAUCAACAGAUUGGGCCCCCACAGUUGUUAAUACCUGAGGUUCCUCAAAUAUAAUUAGGAUGGGAGCUUGUGUGGAGAUCCCCGGGCACCUUCAGUCCUGAUUAUCUUGAGAGUCUGACCCCUGGGACCUACACCUCUGGAGGCAGUCUCUCCUCCAGUGCGGUCCCUUGCAGACCAGACACGGAGCCUGGGGUGGCUUAGAUGCCUAAGGGCAAUCCCGAUUGAGGUGCCCCUCCUUUCCACAGUAAUAGCAAGCCAUCCCUUUUCACCUAGGUCCCUCCUGGUAUUUUUCUCAAGCUGUUAAAGAAUAGUUCUGACAGCCAUUACAAGGGCUUCCACCUCUUCCUUGGUCUUUCUCUGCCUUUCCUUUUCCUCAUAUUCUCUGCCAUAAUAGGCUUUCUGAGCCAGUUGCAACAGAUUAUCUAAAGACUGAUUUGGUCCAUACAUCUGUUUUAGUAGCUUAGGGUGGAUAUCUGGAGCCAACUGAGUGAGAAAUCUAUCCUUCAAGAUCACUCUUCCCUCUUCACUUUCAGGAUCAAUCUCAGUGAAUCUGCAAAGGGCUUCCUCAGUCUAUCUAGGAAUUUACCAGGAGCUUCCUUCUCUUCCUGUUCUAUAUUUGCCAAUUUGGCAUAGUUUAAAGUCUUAGCACUCACUCACCUGAGUCCUUCAAGAACACAUCUCACAAAAUGACUCUGAUCCCCAUCUUCCUUUAGCCAUGUUAUAAUUCCAUGUUAUAAUCUGGCUCUAUAGUUGGGACCACCUGAUUUCCAGUGGAGAAAUCCUCUGGAAUUCAUCCUCCCUCUUCCCUACUGAUUCAUUACCAAGCCAUUCAUCUCCAUAGGCAACAGCUUUCCCCAAAACUCGAGUUUUUGAGUCAGGAGUUAGCAUCUGUCCCAGAAUUACAUCUUUCCAAGUAAAGUCUUAAAGCAGAGUAGGGAGCUGAAAGUUUCAUACCCAAAUCGAUACCCUUAGGACAUAAAUCUGGCAUGUCUCACAGAGAGAAAAAGGGCAACACAUAUGCUACUUCUACCCAUUUCUCUUGUUUUCUACAGGACCUGUUAAUUGUAAAACAGUAUUAUAACUAAGAGACCCUCCAACCAGUCACUGUUCGCCAUCCCCCAGUGAAUACCAGAGCCAUGCAGUAUCUCAUAGGAAGAUCAGGCGUGUCUUCUUUAAGCUCUGGGGAUCAAAUCUACCCCAGUUUUUCAAAGGAGUGAGGCUGGAAUUGUUAGCUCCCAUCUGUAAGAGAGAAAUAAGUGACCAGCUCCAUCUUUCUACUGGAGGCAUCCCUUCCUGCUCUAGCUGGGGAUAGAGACAGGUCUUCCACCUAAGCUUCCUUUCCUGGCCAGAGUCAACCUAUCUCUUACUGAUGCAGGUAUGCCACUACCAUCCCUCCCCAUCUGCCACUGAGGUGGGGUGGAGAUGCAUUGAGGGUAGAUCUGAUGGCAUCCCAGACUAAUACCCAGUUCUUCACCAUUAAAGCCUUUGCUUGCCUCUGAUGCCAACCGAGGAGCAAUCAGAGUAACCUUCUGGAAUGCCUCCCAACCUAAAACCACUAGGGGAAACAGUCAUCUCCUGAGUGCCUGUGUACAACCCUGAGUAUAUUCCUGAACACAAAACUGGUAAAUCAUAAAGGGCUGAACAUAAAAUCAAGAUGUUCCUUCCAAGCAUCACCACACCAACAUAAGUGAUAGCAGAAGAGAUGGUGAAGGGCUGGCCAGUGAGGAAGAAGUGAUUUUGUCCUCUAGUUAUUGGGGCCAAUCCUUCCAGUUCAUUUGCACAGUUUCCACAGAAAGAAUAUCUAAGGAGUUGAGACAAAAGCCACUGGAGAGCCUCCUCUGGUCCGCUAAAAGCUAGUGUUACCAGAGGAAGAAGCCCGCUAUACUUCCUAUCUGAGUAACCUUUAACUGAGAGAGCUCCAUCUAGCUUCCAAAAUUUCGACUCCUAGCAAGGCUAGGCACUUCCUAACUACCAAUCCAAGUUUGCGAACUAAGUAACAGUACACAGUAACAGCAUAGAUUACGAGUCUCUUGAAAGUCUAUGAUCCUACAGAUUAGGUUAGUAGUUCUAAUUCCCAGGAAGUUAUGAAAUGGUCAAAGAAACUGGAAAGUUUGAUGGAGAAAGAUGAAUUCGGUCCACACACUUUGUCCAUCUCUGGCUGUUCCCCUGGAGGAGACAUUGGAUGCCUCUUGACAUUAGCAGAGAGUGAAAACUUUUUUGAGGAUAUCAUUCAGUAUUUAAAGGACUCAGUGAGCAGAGAACAGCUGGAACUCCUGCUCACUGAAGAGGAAGCCUGGGAGAGUUUUGUGGCUGAGGCUGAUUUGUCCAGGGAAGAGGCAGAUGUACUACGUGAAUAUCUGCUGGAGCUGAAAACAGACUUGGUAGAGGAGGACCAAGACAGGCCACAACAAGACCAGCUGGACAGGAAGAGGUUUUUGGAGGAAUUUCCUCGGGUGAAACGGGAGCUGGAGGAGAGCAUAGCAAAGCUCCAUGCUCUGGCAGACAAGGUCGACAAGGUGCACAGGGACUGCACCAUCACCAACGUGGUGGCCAACUCUGCCGGCGCUGUGUCUGGUGUCCUGACCAUCCUUGGCCUGGCUCUGGCACCCAUGACAGCAGGCAUCAGUCUGGGACUCUCAGCCACUGGGUUAGGGCUGGGAGCGGCGGCUGCUGUGACCAGUGUGUCCACCAGCAUUGUGGAACACGUAAGCAGGUCAUCAGCAGAAACCGAAGCCAGUCGCCUUGUGCCAAUAGAUAUCAAUGGAGAGGAGGCGUUUGCAGAGGUUUUAUGUAAGAGGACAACCCAGAUCGUUUCCUCUACAAAGAACCUCAUCCAAGCCUUGAAAGGCAUUGGGAAAAAUGUUCGUGCCAUCAAGCUAGCCAAAGUCAACCCUCGCUUAGCAUCCCACGCUAAGCGCUUCAUGACUGUGGGGCAAGUUUCCGCCCGAAGCAGCAAGCAGGUGCAGAGAGCAUUUGGAGGCACAGCUCUGGCAAUGACCAAAAGCGCCCGGAUCGUGGGUGCAGCCACGGCAGGUGCUGCCCUCCUGGUGGAUGUGGCCUUCCUGGUGAAAGAGGCAAAGCACUUACACGAAGGGGCAAAGACAGAGUCAGCGGAAAGGAUGAGGCAGCUGGCCACGGAGCUGGAGAAGAAAUUGGAAGAGCUCAUCCUGACCUAUGUGAGUCUGUAGGAGGGCUGGACUUGGCCCCUACCAGGACAGUGUGGGAGCAGGGACAUGUGCGGGGCCAAGAGAAGAAGGCACUGUGUUAGAGGGGAAGCCAGACAAAGAGGGGGAAACUGGGCUGGUCUCCUGACUUGUUUUAGACUAUUGUCUGGACUAUGCCAUUUUCCCAAAGGAAGAGAAAUCCUUAAACCCUCUUGUAUUCAAAACAUGUCAUUUUCUUCCCUAAAUUCUCCCUCUUGGCUCAAGAUGAAUCACAAAGCUUCAAGUACCACUGUUCAAAAAGUAUUUUUUAAAAAUACAGAAUAAGUGUCACCAA
Molecule: messenger RNA, 3750 nt
Organism: Bubalus bubalis (water buffalo)
Lineage: Eukaryota; Metazoa; Chordata; Mammalia; Artiodactyla; Bovidae
Product: apolipoprotein L2
Exons: 3
Coding region: 2337-3440 (367 amino acids)
Biological process (GO): lipoprotein metabolic process; lipid transport
Cellular component (GO): extracellular region; membrane
Molecular function (GO): lipid binding
Source: RefSeq, a predicted model, not a curated record